Caenorhabditis elegans is the source of this 990-nucleotide messenger RNA. RefSeq names its product C2H2-type domain-containing protein (gene ces-1). The transcript is spliced from 6 exons. Bases 53 to 865 code for a protein of 270 amino acids. Gene Ontology annotation, molecular function: identical protein binding. Lineage: Eukaryota; Metazoa; Nematoda; Chromadorea; Rhabditida; Rhabditidae. Gene Ontology annotation, biological process: negative regulation of transcription by RNA polymerase II. The record is from RefSeq and is marked reviewed. Gene Ontology annotation, cellular component: nucleus.
AGCUCAACAGAUUUUGUGUGUAGUUCACAGCUUGAUUCAUUUCUGAUAGAAUAUGAUAACUACCCCGAAUAUUAGUUUAACACCAACUGUUGCUCCUCCAGUAGAUUUCCCCAUAAUUGGCAAUUGUGAUUUUCAAGCCCAACUAUGGCAUCUAAUGAGUCUACACCUACAAAUGCAAAAGUCUUCAGCUGCAUCUACUUCGUCCUCUUCUAGUUCGUCAACGUCCUCUGAAAAUCUGAAGAAAUCUCCAUCAUCUGUACAAAAUACCUCUGUAUUCUCAAUAGACAAUAUUCUAAACUCUCAAAAAGUUCCAAAACUAGAAUUGGAAAACGAUGAAGAUGUAUCUUCAUCUCCGUCUCCAACAUGUUCUACCACUGGAUAUACAUUGGAUUCACUUCAAAAUUUGGAUAGAAGAAGCUUGAAUAAAAAAGGACCAUCCUCUCAUAACAGAUGUGUAUGUGACAAAUGUGGGAAAAGCUACGCAACAACUUCCAAUCUCAGUCGACACAAGCAGACGCACAGAGCUUUGGAUAGUCCACAUGCCAAACAAUGCCCUCAUUGUGAUCGAGUCUACGUCAGUAUGCCUGCACUAAGCAUGCACAUUUUAACACACAACGCUUCUCAUGAAUGUAAUGUUUGCGGGAAACGAUUUUCGAGACUUUGGCUGCUCCAGGGACAUCUUCGUUCUCACACAGGUCUUCGGCCUUUCUCUUGUGCUCAUUGUGGAAAAUCAUUUGCUGAUCGGAGCAACUUACGAGCGCACAUGCUAACUCAUACAGGUGACAAACGAUUCGAAUGUGAUAAAUGUGGUCGUCGAUUUGCCCUGCGAGCUUAUUUAAAUCGUCAUUUGGAAACGUGCAAAUGACAUCCAUGUUCAACCAGACCUCAAGCUCUUCUAGUCAUUUGCAAAUCGUCUAGUCUCAUAUUGUAAAAUGCUUAUUUGCCUACUUACAAGCUUUAUUACAAUACAAUAAAUAAUUUGGACAAAAA